GCGCUGCGUUUCUGCACGUACAACCGCCAAGCACUCUCCGAGUACUACGGCGACAUUUACUCGGACGUGCUUCGCAACAACAAGAACGAGCAGUUCGUCUACAACCCGUCGGCCAUGACGCUCGUGUCCGAGUCCAACGGCCAGUGCCUCGACGCGUUCCUCGACGGCAGCAACCGGUACCAGCUCCACACGUACAAGUGCAUGGAGGGCAACGUCAACCAAAAGUGGAUCUUCAACGCCAACACCAACCGCAUCGAGCACGGCACGCACCACGGCCUCUGCGUCGCGUCGGGUCCCGCGGGCACGAAGGCGCGCGUCGAGAUGUGCAACCAGAGCCUCCAGCAGUUCUUCAGCGACUGCGACGACUCGGCCACUGUCGGUCUCCGCUUCCAGACGUGCUACACCAACUCGUGGCUCUCCGAGUACGACACGGGCCUCUACGCCGACAAGGUCCGCAACAACGUCAACGAAAAGUUUGCGUACGACCCCGUCGCGCAGACGCUGCAAGUCGGCAGUAACGGCCAGUGCCUCGACGCCUUCUCGACCGGCCACGGCAAGUUCGGUCUCCACACGUUCCCGUGCGAUGCCAAGAACGCGAACCAAAAGUGGGUGCUCCAAGACAAGCUGGUCAAGCACGCGACGCACCCCAACUUGUGCCUCGAUGCGGACCCGACCGACGACCGCCACAAGGCACAGGUCUGGGACUGCACGGCGUACAACAAGAACCAGUGCUGGAACCUCGUGCGCCAUUAA
This is a messenger RNA of Saprolegnia parasitica CBS 223.65, 753 nucleotides long. RefSeq lists its product as hypothetical. The transcript has a single exon. The annotation marks the transcript as partial. The record is from RefSeq and is a predicted model, not a curated record. Lineage: Eukaryota; Oomycota; Saprolegniomycetes; Saprolegniales; Saprolegniaceae.